AGAAGUGAAGUGGAAGGAGCGGAAAAAGAAGGCGAAAAGAAGAAGAAGAAGAAGAGAAUAUCCAAGAAAAAGACGGGUUGCUUUGGUAGCGAGAUUCAGUUUGGCUUCGUUUCAAGUCUCAACUCCGAGACGAUAAACGACGGAAUAACACAAAUUUCAGGACCUUUGGAGUUAGCUUUGCUUCCUUAGAUUGGAUCUGAGAUACUAAAAGAUCGACAAAAACUCUGUCAUUGCUUUUCUAGUCAUGAAAGAUCGCCCGCUCUGCAUUUUGUGAUAAGAAUCCGUGUAUUGAGUCCUCCGGUCGGAAGACAGUUUGAGUUUACUUCGAUUGAUGGCUACGACUUCGGACGUAUCGACCACCUUUCGCCCGGAACAUCCCAGUGGCCAAUUCAAUUACGGUGCGGCUGUGCGUGCUCCCAAUUACCCAAGAGAAGUGGUUGGAGAUGGAAUAGGUUCUUUGUCGAAGCCUUACGAUUCGACUUCUGCUACAGGUUUGCCCGGUAAUCCUCGCCGUGUUCAACCUCCGCCACGUUCUUCAAAGCAGUCCACCGACGAGUGGGUCUCCUCUAUUUGUGGCAUGACCACUCUUGCCCAUCCCACGCUUCCACGUCACGAGUCGCCAAAGGAAGAGUUACCUGCUUCUUUGAAGAAAUGUCUCCGAUUGGACAAGGAGCAACAUGCAGUCGUCGCCCUGAACGAUGGUCUUACCGGAAUGGUGAAAACAACUUUUCCCGAAGAUGUAUUAAAAGAAUCUUCCACGGAGCAAGAACCGUGCGUCAAACACCCCAUUGACGAUCCUGAGAGUUGUGUGUGUAAUUGUUCGUCGAAUCUAAUGGAUUUCGUUUCGGCGCCUAGUAAACUAAGUAUGGAGGAACAGGACCUACCAUUAACAUCUCAAUCACCCGUCGGUUACUGCCCAAGUCCUGAUAAUAGUUUCCACACUGCGAUCCAAAACCCAGAUGCCAAGGACAGUUCUGCAGCCACGGAAGUUAGUGACUGUGUCAGCAGCAUGGAGAAAUCUAGUGGAAGCGCCAAAGUUAGUAACUCGUGUGAUAUUAUGGAGAGUAGGAAGACGAGUAUAUACAGAGGCAGCACGGGUAGUGAUGUUAGUGAGGAGAGCAGCUCAAGUAGUUUUAACAGUGCAAUGAAUAAACCCCACAAAGCAAACGAUACGAAAUGGGAAGCAAUUCAAGCUGUUCGAUCUCGUGGAGAGGAUUUGGGGUUGAACCACUUUAGGAUUUUGGAUAAGUUGGGCUGUGGAGAUAUAGGUAGCGUUUACCUAUCGGAGUUGAGCGGGACUAGAAGUUAUUAUGCCAUAAAGGUUAUGGAUAAAGCAGCACUAGCGAGUAGGAAGAAGCUUCUACGGGCUCAGACAGAAAGAGAGAUAUUGCAGUCCCUGGAUCAUCCUUUCCUGCCCACUUUGUAUACACACUUUGAGACGGAAAAAAUUUCCUGCUUGGUCAUGGAGUUCUGUCCUGGAGGUGACUUGCAUGCACUUCGGCAGAGACAACCAGGGAAAUAUUUUCCAGAGCAUGCAGCUAGAUUUUUUGUGGCAGAGGUUCUACUGGCUUUGGAGUACCUUCACAUGCUUGGGAUCAUUUACAGAGACCUUAAACCAGAGAAUGUUUUAGUGAGGGAUGAUGGCCAUAUUAUGCUUUCAGAUUUUGAUCUAUCUCUAAGAUGUGCAGUUUGCCCAACUCUUGUGAAGUCCUCAAACACAGACAUGAACUCAGGAAAGAACUCUGGUUACUGUGUUCAGCCUUCUUGCAUUGAACCAACUUGCAUAAUUCAGCCAUCCUGCAUACAACCAGCAUGUUUUGUACCACGCUUCCUAUCAAGCAAGUCCAAGAAAGAAAAGAAGACAAAACCAAAGAAUGAAGUCUAUAAUCAAGUGAGUCCACUCCCAGAGCUUAUGGCAGAACCUACAAGUGCUCGGUCAAUGUCCUUUGUAGGUACGCAUGAGUACUUGGCUCCAGAGAUAAUCAAAGGAGAAGGACAUGGCAGUGCUGUAGAUUGGUGGACUUUCGGUAUCUUCCUAUAUGAGCUUUUGUUUGGGAAGACUCCAUUUAAGGGGUCAGCCAACCGUGCUACGCUAUUCAAUGUGGUAGGGCAGCCCCUAAGAUUUCCAGAGUCACCUAGUGUGAGCUUUGCUGCAAGGGACUUGAUCAGAGGUUUGCUUGUGAAAGAGCCACAACAUCGUCUAGCAUAUAGGCGUGGGGCCACAGAAAUUAAGCAACAUCCAUUCUUUCAGAGUGUGAAUUGGGCACUUAUCCGGUGUACCAGUCCGCCAGAGGUGCCAAAGCCAUUCAUGAUGAACUUACCAGCAAAAUCAGAUGUGCCACAGGCACCCAAAAAUGAGAAGAUGCCGAGGGUUGACAUGAAGCCUUCAGGUAAUUAUUUAGAUAUUGAUUUCUUUUGAUUCUUGUAGUUGUAUCUUUCUGUACCAAUUUCCAUGGUAAGAUAUUGUCAUAUGCUUCUUCUUUUUUCCCAACUACAAAGAUCAGAAAUUGUUGCUCCUCCAAACGUCAUGUGUAAUUGAUCUUUCGCUUCACUA
Molecule: messenger RNA, 2554 nt
Organism: Telopea speciosissima
Lineage: Eukaryota; Viridiplantae; Streptophyta; Magnoliopsida; Proteales; Proteaceae
Product: serine/threonine-protein kinase D6PKL1-like
Exons: 4
Coding region: 332-2419 (695 amino acids)
Biological process (GO): protein phosphorylation
Cellular component (GO): nucleus; plasma membrane; cytoplasm
Molecular function (GO): protein serine/threonine kinase activity; ATP binding
Source: RefSeq, a predicted model, not a curated record